CAAUCUUCAAACGUAAUCGCUCACUUAGAAAUUACAUGACCAAAGAUGUCUGCGACCAGGUAUCGUCGGUUCUUGAAGUUGUGCGAGGAAUGGCCCAGAGACGAGACCAAAAAAGGUCGUGAUUUGGGAACGUUUCUUCGGCAGAGAGUCGCUUCUGCGUUCCGUGAGGGCGAAAACACGCAGAUUGCAGAUCCAGAGAAAUGUGACCAGAUGUAUGAAAGUUUGGCUCGCAUCAAUGGCAAUGUGUACAGACAACGAUUUCCUCGUGUGAGAGACACAAGCUUUACUGGAGUAACAGUGGAGGAGUGUAGAGUGCUUUUAUCAGGGAGUAUGCAACAGAGCAUGGACGAGGAAAAAAAGGGUUUGUGGAAAACAUUAAUGGAAAGAUUCUCCUCCAAACCACCAGAAGAAGUUCCAGAAAAAACUCCAGAAAAAUAAUUUUUUCCUCCCCUUUUCUUCUCAUGCUGCUUGUAUAGAAAUAAAAUUGUUACAAAAGCUUAAGAAU
Molecule: messenger RNA, 505 nt
Organism: Melanotaenia boesemani (Boeseman's rainbowfish)
Lineage: Eukaryota; Metazoa; Chordata; Actinopteri; Atheriniformes; Melanotaeniidae
Product: ubiquinol-cytochrome-c reductase complex assembly factor 2
Exons: 4
Coding region: 46-438 (130 amino acids)
Biological process (GO): mitochondrial respiratory chain complex III assembly
Cellular component (GO): mitochondrial matrix
Source: RefSeq, a predicted model, not a curated record